Molecule: messenger RNA, 537 nt
Organism: Salarias fasciatus (jewelled blenny)
Lineage: Eukaryota; Metazoa; Chordata; Actinopteri; Blenniiformes; Blenniidae
Gene: tomm7
Product: translocase of outer mitochondrial membrane 7 homolog (yeast)
Exons: 3
Coding region: 61-228 (55 amino acids)
Biological process (GO): protein import into mitochondrial matrix
Cellular component (GO): mitochondrial outer membrane translocase complex
Source: RefSeq, a predicted model, not a curated record
ACUUCCGCCUCCGCCGUCCUUGGAAGCCGCAGAGACGCCGCCGCCGCUCGACAGAAACUCAUGGCCAAGAUGAGCAAAGAGACCAAACAGCGGCUGCAGCAGCUGUUCCAGUGCGGGCAGUUUGUCAUCCGGUGGGGCUUCAUCCCCACCGUGCUCUACCUCGGUUUCAAACGAGGAGCGGAUCCAGGAAUGCCUGAACCGACAGUCCUGAGUCUACUGUGGGGCUGAAGGACGUCUCUCCGCUCGUCGUCGUCUCGUGACCAAGUCAUCAGAAGGAGCCCGCCUUCGACUGUUCUUCUGCUGGACGACGAGUGAAAAGCAGCGAUCUGAUCCCCUCUGCUGGAACCUGACUGCUGAAGAUCCGGGCGUCUUAUGGAGGGUUCAACAGGCCCUGGAAGUGUGUGAUAUGGACUGGUUAAUGGAGAGCUGAGGUUUUUUUUUUUUUUAAAUGUUUGACGGUGAUGUUGGGUGAACAUUCUGUUUCAUGUUUAUUUCAUUGUAAGUUAAAAUAUAUGAAAAUAAAUCCUGAUAAACGAC